AAAGCCAAACCUGACUUUAUACAUUUACACAUUCGUUUCUCUUACAAUUAGCAGCGAUUAAUAUUGAAAUGAGUAAAUAUUUUCCAUUAUUUUUUCUAAUGGUUGUCGCAUAUUCUUAUGCGAAUAUACCUAAGUGUAAUCGUCAAACAUCAUCUAUACCAAAUUUUGACCGAUCUAAAAUUCUCGGAACAUGGUAUGUCAUAGAAGCGGGAGAAGAAUAUAGAAAGAAUAAAAAGAGAUGCUUACAGGGUAUUCUCAGCUUUGAAAAUGUACUUGAGACUGGUUAUAUAAAUGGCAAACUGGACGAACUUGACAUUAAAAUACAACAACUGGAAUCAAAAUCGAAAUACAUUACAGAAUCACGUGAAUUUUCGCGAACCAUUGUCUCCGUACUUGAUACAGAUUAUACAUCUUACGCAAUUUGGUUCUUCUGCAGAAAUAAUCAUCCACAAGGAGGGGUCUUCUUGAUUACGUCAAGAACUCGUCAACCAGGUGCUGGUUUCAUAGAAAAAGCGCACGAAUCUUUAGCAAACGCUGGAUUUAAAGUCGACAAGCUAAACUUAUACUCUGUUGACCAAUCUAAUUGUUAAAUUUAAAAUCAAAUUCAAUGAUUAAUAUUACAAUGAUUAAAUCUUACAUCUUAAAACUGUUUUUAUUUUCCGAUAUAAUAGAAAUAACUGAGGAGAAACUACAAAGUAGUUCCAACAUGCUUAUAGAUUUGUCAAUUUUUACUUUAUUUAUAUCACUUCUGCAAUUAUGUUCUGCACAUUUUUGGUGAAAUGGGAAUUGCAAUUCCUUUGGAUUAAAUUAUUAAAUACAUGUAUGAAAUAACUACGAAAGUAAAAUGUGAAUUGUAACCAUCAAUAUUUUCAUUAUUGUUAACAAUUGUACUAACAUUGUAAAAUAGGUUUUGUUAAAUCAUAAGAAAUUGAAAUGAGAAAUUAAAUUAUUACAGAAUUAUUUGAAUGAAUUUAAAUAUGGACUCACGUUCCUACACUUUAAAAGAAAUCACAUUAUUUUUAUAAUGUUAUAACCUUGACAGUGUACGAUAUGAUAUCAUUUUAUAUAAAUUAUUUCGUAAAAAUAACUUAUUAUCAUAUUAAUUAAAUAAGUCACUUAUUUAUCUAUGGAUAUUGUAAGCAAUCAUAAAUAGCAACAAAUUUAGAAUUAACUUUUAAACAAUAAAAUAACCAAUUUUAGUUUUAAUUUUGAUAAAAUAGGUAUUAUAAUAUUGGACGUAAACUAUUUUUUCGCCAUGUAUUCAUACCAGCUUGUUUCUUUAAUUUAGUCAUCUUUUUAAAUUUCAAAAUAUAUUUAUCUUGUUUUGUUUAGGUUGUGUACCAAUUUGGUAUAAUUAGAACAAGUAUUUAAAUAAAAAUCUCAAUCAUAA
Messenger RNA from Onthophagus taurus, 1390 nucleotides. RefSeq lists its product as uncharacterized. The record is from RefSeq and is a predicted model, not a curated record. Lineage: Eukaryota; Metazoa; Arthropoda; Insecta; Coleoptera; Scarabaeidae.